Macrosteles quadrilineatus (aster leafhopper) is the source of this 2072-nucleotide messenger RNA. Its product is annotated as WD repeat-containing protein 46-like. The coding region runs from base 236 to 2044 and encodes 602 amino acids. The transcript has 13 exons. The record is from RefSeq and is a predicted model, not a curated record. Gene Ontology annotation, molecular function: protein binding. Gene Ontology annotation, biological process: maturation of SSU-rRNA from tricistronic rRNA transcript (SSU-rRNA, 5.8S rRNA, LSU-rRNA). Gene Ontology annotation, cellular component: nucleolus; 90S preribosome; small-subunit processome. Lineage: Eukaryota; Metazoa; Arthropoda; Insecta; Hemiptera; Cicadellidae.
ACAUCAUGCAUGCAAUUACAAUUUUAUUUUAUUUCAUGUUAAAUUAAGUACCAACCAGACUGUUUCGACUUUUGAAUAAAAAUAUCGGACAUUACUCCCUGGAUCCAAUUCUUACUGAAGUUAAUUUUAGUAACCAUUUAAUGUAAGUAGGGUACUAAGUAAAGUAAAGUAGAGUUGUAGAAUAGCCUAAUUAGGCCUUUAAUUUUUUUAACAAGGUUAAAAUACAAUCUCAUAGAUGGGUAAACUACAGAACAAGGAGGGAGGAACAGGUGCAAGAAGAAAAAAGUUUAAAAAACCUCAAAAACCAGUAGGCCUAUCAAAUAUACAACAUGACGACCGAAAAAAUACAAAAGAAAGUCGUAAACUCGCUGAAAAGAAUUUAAAAACUUUAAAGACAUUGAGUGAGACCGCUAAUAGAAAAACAAUAGUAAAACGGUUUGAACCUCAAACAAACAAUAAAGAUGGUACCAUUAAAACUACUGACAAAGAGAGGAUACCGGUGCCUGAAGAGCUGUUGAAAAAAUACAGUCGUGGGGAAGGCAUUAAAGGAGUUGGAAUCAAAACCCAUUUAGAAAAAGUUAAACUUCUGAAGAGUGAUAAAGUUGUAGAAUGGGCAACAGAACAGGCUGCGAGAUCUACGGUUUUACUGACAGAAGAUUCUGGUUUUAUUGAACCUGAUGAAAACGAGGUAACAAGACAGUACAGCCAAGAGCAGAUAUCAAAUAACGUUGAUAUCACCAGUGCUGCUAAAAGAUUUGAAUUAAAUCUUCAGUUUGGACCCUACAGAAUGAACUACACAAAAAACGGACGUCAUCUGCUGUUAGGAGGCAGACGUGGGCAUUUGGCUGCUUUUGAUUGGGUCACAAAGAAACUUCUAUGUGAAACUAACGUAAUGGAGACAAUCUCUGAUGUUCAGUGGUUGCACCAGGAGACAAUGUUUGCGGUAGCGCAGAAGGACUGGGUCUACAUGUACGACAACCAAGGCGUAGAGUUGCAUUGUAUCAAGGCACUCAACAAGGUGUUACACAUGGAGUUUCUUCCGUACCACUUCCUUCUGGCCACUGGAAAUCAAGAUGGAUUCCUCGGCUGGUUGGAUGUUUCCAUCGGCAAGAUGGUGAACCAUUUCAACAGCAAGCAAGGUCGUCUGAAGGUUAUGACGCAAAACCCCAGCAAUGCUGUGAUUUGUUUAGGCCACACCAAUGGUACAGUGACGAUGUGGAGUCCAACAGUGAGGGACCCCCUGGUGAAGAUGUUGUGUCAUAAACAGCCAUUAACUAGUGUGGCUGUCGACAUGCGCGGACAACACAUGGUGACGGCUGCGGUGGACAGGUCUGUUAAGGUGUGGGACGUUCGUCAGCUGACAGGACCUCUGCAGGAUUACCGCAUGUUCUCUGUCGUCAGCAAUGUUGCCAUCAGCCAGCGAGGACUGGUCGCUACCUCGUCUGGUAAUGUUGUGGAGAUAUAUAAAGAUUUCUGCUCGCCAGGAGAAGGGGAUAAGCGAGCUUAUUUGAGGCAAAAACUUUACAAAGGCGUUGAGAACUUACAGUUUUGCCCCUUUGAGGACAUUCUCGGAGUUGGAACUUACAAUGGAUUUACGAGCCUCUUAGUACCAGGUAGCGGAGAGCCUAAUUUCGAUGCUUACGAGGCAAAUCCAUUCCAGAGCAAGAGUCAGCGUAGAGAAGCCGAAGUGAAGGCACUAUUGGAAAAGAUUCAACCGGAGAUGAUCACCCUGGACCCAGCCUCCAUCAUUGAGGUGGACUUGCCUUCCCUCAAAGACAAACUGGAAGCCAAGAAGUCUUUGCUGUUCCUGAAACCACCAAACAUUGACUUCACUCCUCGUAAAAAAUCCAAGAGGCACGGAAAAACAGUCCAGAUGGCAAAAACAAAGAAGAUUAUGAAAGAAAAGCAGAAAAGAGAGUUUUUGAAAGCGGUUCAAGAAGCUCAACAGCAAGAACAAGAAGACGCAUCUCAAAAACCAAAAAGUGUUUUGGAUAGGUUUAAGCCACCUCCAAAGAAGAAGAAACAACCACUUUUUGUUCCAUAGUCGUGUAAAUAAAGUAUGUAAUUUUCUA